This is a messenger RNA of Meleagris gallopavo (turkey), 1238 nucleotides long. Its product is annotated as inhibin subunit beta C. The record is from RefSeq and is a predicted model, not a curated record. Gene Ontology annotation, cellular component: extracellular region. NCBI's taxonomy places the organism in Eukaryota, Metazoa, Chordata, Aves, Galliformes, Phasianidae. Gene Ontology annotation, molecular function: cytokine activity; hormone activity; growth factor activity.
GCGAUGGCAGCGGUUUUGACCUUCCUCCUCCUCAUCCUCCUACGGAUGGCAUCGUCCCACGGAGCCGCACGGUGCCCCGGGGCGCUGCCCCCCCCGGCACAGCGCAGGGCGCUGCUGGCCGUGGCCCAGCACAGCAUCCUGUCCAGGUUGCAUUUAUCCGAGCGGCCCGUCGCCCCCCGCCCCCCACCCAGGGCAGCGCUGCUCAGUGCUUUGCGCCGGGUACAACCGCGGCUCAACCGUGGCGGCCCCCCCCGACCCCCCAACGCCGCAGAGCAGAACUACGAGGUGCUGAGCUUCGCUGAGGCAGGUCCCUCCACGCCGCGCAGCUCCCGCCUGCUCUUCCGUUUCUCUCAGGAGCUCCGUGGAAACUCGGAGGUCCUACAGGCACAACUCCACCUCUUCUGGGCCUCCCCGGGUCCCGGCAGCUCGCAGCCCGUAUCCGUAAGGCUGCUGCACGGGGACGCAGCGCCGAACGGCACGGCGCUGAGCGAGGCGAUGCUGGAGGUGCGCGGCGAGGGUUGGAAAGCGCUGGAUGUGAGCGACGCGCUGCGGAGCGUCCUGAGCCGCGGCACGGAGCGGCUGACGGUGGAACUGAACACUUCGCGACCCCCCCUGCCCACCUACGGGGACCACCAUCGGCCCUUUGUGGCCGUCCGCGCCCAUCGGGACCCCCCCAGCCGCCGUCGCCGCGGCAUCGAUUGCAGCGGCAGCACGCGGACGUGUUGCCGCAAAGAGUUCUUCGUGGACUUCAAGGAGAUCGGCUGGGAGGACUGGAUCAUCCAACCGGAGGGAUACCACAUGAAUUACUGCGCCGGCUUGUGCCCCCCGCACGUGGCCGCCGUCCCCGGGGUGGCCGCAUCUUUUCACACCGCCGUCCUCAACCUCAUCAAAGCCAACAACGCCGACGCCGCAGCGGAUUCUUGCUGCGUCCCGACGCAGCGCCGUCCGCUCUCGCUGCUCUAUUACGAUCGCGACAGCAAUAUCGUCAAAACUGACAUCCCCGAUAUGAUCGUGGAUGCGUGCGGGUGCACUUAACGCGCUGCUGGGCCCCCCUCGUGCAGAGCCCUGCGGGGUCUGUGUGUCUCGGGGGUGGAUCUGGGCGUCUCGGCGGGCGCCCUUCCCCGCCGUGCCCGGAUUCCCCUCCGCCCCUCGUGCUGGAGAUCAGAAAUUCACCCCUGUGCCUCUGCGGUUUGAAUGGAGAGAGGGGGUCUGAGCUGGGGGCUGGGUGGGGGGAGCAG